Molecule: messenger RNA, 1185 nt
Organism: Exophiala viscosa
Lineage: Eukaryota; Fungi; Ascomycota; Eurotiomycetes; Chaetothyriales; Herpotrichiellaceae
Exons: 1
Coding region: 1-1185 (394 amino acids)
Source: RefSeq, a predicted model, not a curated record
AUGUUACCCCCAGAAUUCACACCCGACAAGAACAGUGCUGCUCCUAGUACAGAGUCCAAAGACUCAGCCUCCCCGCUACUAAAAGAUCCAUCCUUCUCACAAAGCACCCGGCAAGGGCUUGAGCCAGCAGGCGGAGAUAGCUCCACCAAACCACGAAAGAGAGAUUUCUGGAAAUUGGGGAAGAAGCAAGAGGGAGACAAAGCCGACACAAUGGCCACGACCCCGGGCACUUCGAUUCCUCCAGCUUCCAGCGGAAAUCCGGCAGUUGGGCUGCACCCAGCAUCUCCUGCCCGAUCACCCGAUCUUGCGACCGGGUCAAUAUCACCGCACAGAGGGUCUCUGGCACAGGUGUUUCCUCCUGGAUCGCCGGGAUAUGCAAGACAGAGUUCCUCCCCACGACCACAAUCACCCGCGUCAUCCAUGAUCUUUGAGCGCAAUGUCCAAGAAGAAGUCGUACAUCCCGAAACAUCUCCGCAUCUACCUUCUCACGUUAUCAUGGAGAAUCACAUUGCGCCAGCGUUAGACGCAUCCGCGGAAGCAAUCACAAACCAAAAGCUGAACCCAGACGAGGUUGAGAUCGUGACACAUGCAACACAUCAACCAGCUGCAGUGACCAUUACUGGAUUGGGCGCGGAUCAUUCUUUGGCAUCGUCAAUGCAGGAAGACUCGUUCUCGCCGCCGCCGUCGGCCAUCUCAGCCGCCUUUCGACAAGACGCCGAUAACGCGUCUAAUUAUGGUUCUUUGGACAACACGGAUGUGCGCCGAUUGAGUUUUAUCUCGUUCGCCGAUGUUGUCCACGCCGAGCAGGAAAUGGGGAGCGAUGUUCGGCGCGAUUCUGCCCACCUGUCUGGUCAUCCGUCUCUCGUACCUCCUCGCUCACCUUCUCCUAUCCGAUCACCUACGUCUUCUGCAGCAUUUGGAACAUCUCCACCGACCAGUGUCAGUGCGUCAACCAAGGGGUACGAGACAUCUCCCCAUCGUGCUCCAAACCCAAGAGGAACCGGAAGUCCUCUACCAGGACAGAGUUCACCAUUGGGCAUCAACAGUGAGAUCAAUGUCGAAACAAUGAGACAGGCAUUGCGAAAGACGGGCAGUGGUGAUCUGAGCCACUUCCGUAGUACACCGGGCAGUGCCGUUGGCAACGACGAGGGCACUGUACCCUCUUUCGAGCGACCCUUUAGAUGA